Acyrthosiphon pisum (pea aphid) is the source of this 1293-nucleotide messenger RNA. RefSeq lists its product as uncharacterized. The transcript has 4 exons. The record is from RefSeq and is a predicted model, not a curated record. The coding region runs from base 308 to 820 and encodes 170 amino acids. Lineage: Eukaryota; Metazoa; Arthropoda; Insecta; Hemiptera; Aphididae.
UAUUACGACCGCGUAAACACCGCCAUACAUACGUCGUGCGACCGGCUCGCGUGACGGUCGUCCUGAAUGUGUGGGUCUGUGGGUGUGUGCGUGUGUGUGGGUGUGUGGGUGUGUGUAUGUGUGUGCGUGUUCGUGUGCGUGUGUGCAGUCUGAGCUCGCGUGCUCGCGUGCUUACACCGGGUUUUUUUUAUAAUACGCGAAUAUAGGUACCCGCUGCAGGUAUAUAAUAAUAUAUACCCAUUGUUCGUGCCCGACGAUUAAUGCGAUCUGUUUCCAUUGAUCUCACGCAAACUGCAGCAGCGUUAAAAUGAAAAAAGAAAGGAAAAAACACUGCAAAGACAAAAAUAAGAAACAGCCCUCGGAUUUGUGUUCGCCCGGUUGCAGCAGUAUGGAUUGCAUGGGCCUACAGCAAAUUCCAUCGUCACCGCCGCCGAGUUAUGAGCACAGUUUGCAGGAGCCAGGACAAUCUUCCGAUCACGGUGGUCAUCUGCAGCAGAUGGUCACGGACGAUGAAAUUUGCGCCGGAGGAAGUGGUCUGCAAUCGUGUAGCUCUGAGAUCGAAUGUCAAAGUAAUGGCUCGCCCGUAAGACAAGAAAUAUUUCACAAGAGCAGCAAAGAGUUUUACAAAGCGGUCGCUGCCCAGUGGGGUAUAACUUGCAAGAUGAGCGACCACUGCAGGUGUCUGGAAUGUCAGAGUCGGUAUUUCGAUUGUGAGUAUGAUCAAGAGAACGAACAGGAGAAGACAGACGGUGGUCUCGGAGCUGGUACACCAAUGUUCUUAUCAGAAGUCAUGCACGGGUCCACUUGCACAUUAAUUUAAUGCAUAUUUUUCACACAAUAGAUUUGUUAUUUUUUUAUGAAAUACCUAAUCGUUGUGGCAAUUAUUACGUGUAUCUACUAAUGACAGCCCAACGAUACCAUACAUAAUAUUAUUAUAUAUUUAUAUUGUUUUGCGUAAUGACAUGUUUGAUUACAAUGCCCAGGGCCUACUAUAAUAUUGUAUUAAGUAUUAACAAACAUUUUUAACCAGGCUAUGAAUAUUUUACCGCCAAAAAAAAAAACCUAUAAAGCCUGUCUGAUUUUUAAAGUUAACCUUCUUACAUAAUAUGUGUUCUUAAUUUUUUUACUUUUACUAAAAACAUUUUAUUUUAUAUUGAUACCAAUUGACCUAUAUAUUUAUAUAAUAUUGUAAGUUACUAAUUAAAUCUAAAUGGUUAUUACCUAUAAACUAUAAAUCAAUUCUACAAAACAAUUAUUGACAAUGCAUUAAAAUAAUAAAUUAUUAACAAUUAU